Messenger RNA from Lycium barbarum (goji berry), 429 nucleotides. RefSeq lists its product as uncharacterized. NCBI's taxonomy places the organism in Eukaryota, Viridiplantae, Streptophyta, Magnoliopsida, Solanales, Solanaceae. Bases 1 to 429 code for a protein of 142 amino acids. The record is from RefSeq and is a predicted model, not a curated record. The transcript has 2 exons. Gene Ontology annotation, molecular function: nucleic acid binding.
AUGACAUACAAUUACAAAGGUUGGCAUGAGCAAUUGCCUUAUGCUUUACUGGGAUACUGUACUAUGGCCAGAACUUCAAUAGGAGCAACUCCAUACCUGCUGGUCUAUGGUACUAAAGUGGUUAUACCUACCGAGGUCGAGAUAACUUCCUUAAGGAUCAUCCAAGAUGCAAAAUUUCAUAAUGAUGAAUGGGUCCGAGCUCGAUAUGAGCAAUUGGCUUUAAUUGACGAGAAAAGGAUAGUUGGCAUGGUGCUAAAAAUAAUUUUCCCGCAUCAAAAUGAAAACAAAGGGAAAUUCGCUCCCAAAUGGAAAGGUCCUUAUGUGGUCCGCAAAGUACUCUCCAGAGGAGCAGUAGUACUGGCAGAAAUGGACGGAAAAGACUGGACAAAGCCAAUCAAUUCAGGUGCAAUCAAGCGCUACUAUGCUUGA